Messenger RNA from Oncorhynchus tshawytscha (Chinook salmon), 1907 nucleotides. RefSeq names its product kelch repeat and BTB domain-containing protein 13-like. The record is from RefSeq and is a predicted model, not a curated record. NCBI's taxonomy places the organism in Eukaryota, Metazoa, Chordata, Actinopteri, Salmoniformes, Salmonidae. The coding region runs from base 193 to 1731 and encodes 512 amino acids. Gene Ontology annotation, molecular function: protein binding. The transcript has a single exon.
AUUCUCGUAGCUGUGAAGAGCAAUACAAACAGUGGUUACCCUGUCAAGUGCAUCUGCUCUGCACAGAGGAGAGGAAAGGGGGGGAUUCGGUCUAGCUGCUACUGUACCUCAAGGAAAUAUCAUCAUGGACAAAAUGUCAUGCUAGGACAUGAGAUAUUUUGAUCUGACUCAGCACUUCGUCACUCCUGACAAAUGCAAAUGUGCUGUUUGAACACUUCAGUUGAGGCGAUGGAGCCAAGCAGCUGCCCUGGUUCAGGGACCGACAGUGACAAGCCUGCCCUCGGCAAGCCUUUGGACUCAGGGAUGGACAGCCUGAAAGUGAGAGUUGACGGGAGCAUUUUUGUGGUGAACAAAGCCCUACUCGAGCAGCACUGUGAGUACUUCCGAGCCCUCUUCCAGUCGGGAAUGCGGGAAUGCCAACAGGAUGAGGUCCAUCUGAAAGGGCUGAGCGCCCGGGGAUUUGUGUUGGCACUCCGGGUCCUGGACGGGGAUCGCCCCAUCCUGGGUGGUGACGAGAUUGUGGAAGCCAUAGAGUGUGCCACCUUUCUACAGGUGGAGUCUGUGACAAAGCACCUGACCAAUAUCAUCAACUCAGAGAACUGCUUGUUGAUGUACCACACGGCUGCGACCUACGGUUUAUGGGAUCUGUCCCAUCAAGCUGCUUUAUUCAUUAAAGACAUGUACUCGGACCUGAAGGAAGAUGUUGUGAGCACCUUACCAGAAGACCUAGUGGAGUACGUUGAGUCUCUCAUCCCCAGUCGGUACGUCACAGUCUGCAGCCACUCUCCUACCGUCGAGCAGCUCCAGGACUGUCAGAGGACGGUCUGCUACCUGGAUGACGAAGAUAGAGAAUGGAAGGUGCUGAGUCACCUACCCCUAAACACAAGCACCACUAUGGCAGGUGUGACCAUGCUAGACAACAAGCUGUACAUUAUAGGAGGCGUCCACGACCUCAGCAAGAAAGUUGUGGACUCUGGCUUCUGCUACGACCCAGAGAGUGACUCCUGGUCCACUAUUUCGAGUCCCCAGCAGCCACGCUACAACUUUACGUUAGUGGGCCACGAAGGCUGCCUCUACGCCAUCGGUGGGGAGUUCGACCGGAAGUCCAUGGCGUUGGUGGAGAAGUACAGUGUCUCCACAGCCACCUGGCGCUUCGCCGCUAAUCUCCCCUGCAGAGCCGCCAACGUGGCCUCCACCAAAGCCAUGAGCCGCAUCUUCAUCUGCCUCUGGAAACCCAAGGGCGUUACGGAGAUCCACGAGUACAUCCCUGAGAGGGACCAAUGGGUCCUGGUCACCACGCUAGUCCGUGACCAGAGCUAUGGCCACUGCAUGGUGGGCCACAGGGACAAUUUGUAUGUCAUGCGCAACGGGCCCUGCGAAGACUUCCUGAUGUGCGUGAUGGACUGCUACAACCUGACUACGGGUCAGUGGACAGCCUUGCCGGGGCAAUACGCAAACAGUAAAGGAGCCCUGUUCACAUCGGUAGUAAGAGGGGACUCAGUAUUCACCCUCAACCGCAUGAGGACCACGGAGUUCGCCGUGGAGGAGCACAGAUGGAAAACCAAGAGAGAGACCAAGGGCUUCGGGCGAAUCGGCUCCAUGUACACAUUUCUCAUGAGACUGCCCAAGGCCAAGACUGUGGGAAACACUGAGGUGUUGACGGACGGGCUGGAGUUUGGGAAUCGGAUCGACCACAGACGCAGAGGCUCUCUGCUACAAUGCUUUGACUGACUUCCUGUGAAUAAGUUUAGUCUUUUAAUAUCUCCUGACAAACUAACAACAGGACAAUGAACUAGAAUGCUUUGACUGACUUCUUGUGAAUAGGUUUAGUAUGUUACUUGGGCCACUUUUAGUAGGCAAACAUGGAACGUUGCAGAAAGAAAUGUCAUGAAUAUAGCUGACGAUUC